GAGGUGUUAUGACGCCACUUAUUAAACGAAACACCAUGGUUCCCACUAUGAAAUCUGAGAUAUUCUCUACACACUUUGAUAACCAAUCAAGUGUGCUUAUCCAAGUAUAUGAAGGUGAACGUGCUCGUACAAAAGAUAAUAAUUUGCUUGGCAAGUUCACAUUGAACGGUAUUACACCUGCACCCCGAGGUAUACCUCGAAUUGAAGUUACUUUUGGUAUUGACUCAAAUGAUAUUCUUGACACAACUGGACAAUCUAAUAAGAUCAAUAAGGUCACUAUUACUAAUAACAUAGAUCGAUUGUCUGAAGAAGAAUUCGAACGCAUGAUUGCGGAUGCCGAGAAAUAUCGUGCAGAGGAUGAAAAGGCUGCUCAAAGAAUUCAUGCACGUGAUCGCUUGAAGAUUUAUUCAUACAACUUGCGAAAUACACUUCAA
Messenger RNA from Racocetra fulgida, 434 nucleotides. NCBI's taxonomy places the organism in Eukaryota, Fungi, Glomeromycota, Glomeromycetes, Diversisporales, Gigasporaceae. The record is from the annotation of a GenBank genome assembly.